AUGUCUUCUUCAAACUUCUUAUUUUUCUCACUAGCUCUACUAAUCCUCACACUCUCCCCCAUACCAAAUUUUGCUUCUUCUUCUUUAGAGGAAGCCAAUGCUCUUCUUAAAUGGAAAACAAGCCUUCAAAUCCCAAACAAUUCCUUGGUUUCUUCAUGGAACUCCCUCCCUUUGAAUUCUAGUGCAUUAAUUCCAUGCACUUCUUGGUUUGGAGUAGUUUGCAAUGCUGAUGGGAGCACUCAAAGGCUAAACCUCAGUUCAUGUGGCUUAAACGGUACACUCCACCAAUUUCCAUUCUCUUUGCUACACAAUCUUACAUAUCUUGAUCUCACUAUAAACAACUUCUUUGGCCCCAUCCCACAAGAAAUCCGACUCCUCUACAAACUUGUAUAUCUGGAUUUUUCAGUGAAUAAGUUUUCUGGAGUAAUCCCACCUGAAAUAGGAAACCUGCGCCAGCUAACCAUCUUAUGCAUAUAUUCAAACAAUAUAUCUGGCACAAUUCCUUCAUCAUUGGACGAAAAUCAACUCUCUGGUCCCAUUCCUAUUGAACUUGGGAAUUUGAAGUCUCUAACUGAUCUUGCGGUGAGCAACAACCAGCUUAAUGGUUCCAUUCCUUCAUCAUUGGGUGAUUUGACAUCUUUGAAUGUCCUUCAUUUGCACCAAAAUCAACUCUCUGGUCCCAUUCCAAUUGAGCUUGGAAAUUUGAGUUCUCUCACUAAGCUAGCCAUGUACAAGAAUCAACUUAAUGGUUCUAUUCCUUCAUCAUUGGGUGAUUUAACAUAUCUGAGUGUCCUUUAUUUGUACAAAAAUCAACUCUCUGGUCUCAUUCCUAUUGAACUUGGGAAUUUGAAGUCUCUAACUGAUCUUGAGGUGAGCAACAAUCUGCUUAAUGGUUCCAUUCCUUCAACAUUGGGUGAUUUGACAUCUUUAAAUGUCCUUUAUUUCGACGAAAAUCAACUCUCUGGUCCCAUUCCUAUUGAACUUGGGAAUUUGAAGUCUCUCACUGAUCUUCAAGUGAGCAACAAUCAGCUUAAUUGUUCCAUUCCUUCAUCAUUGGGUGAUUUGGCAUCUUUAAAUGUCCUUUAUUUAGACGAAAAUCAACUCUCUGGUCCCAUUCCUAUUGAACUUGGGAAUUUGAAGUCUCUCACUAAGCUUGGUCUGAGUUACAAUCAACUUAGUGGUUCUAUUUCUUCAUCAUUGGGUGAUUUGAUAUCUUUAAAUGCCGUUUAUUUGGACGAAAAUCAACUCUUUGGUCCUAUUCCUAUUGAACUUGGGAAUUUGAACUCUCUCAUUCCUCUUCAAGUUAGAGGGAAUCAGCUUAGUGGUUCCAUUUCUUUAUCAUUGGGUGAUUUGACAUCUUUAAAUGUCCUUUAUUUCGACGAAAAUCAACUCUCUGGUCCCAUUCCUAUUGAACUUGGGAAUUUGAAGUCUCUCACUAAUCUUUGUUUGAGUGACAAUCAACUUAGUGGUGCCAUUCCUUCAUCACUAGGAAACCUCAGCAAGCUACAGACUCUGUACCUUCACACGAAUAAACUAUUUGGUUCGAUUCCACUAGGAUUGGGAAGUCUAGAGACACUUGAGCUGUCAAAUAAUCAUUUUUGUGGCCAUUUACCAGAAGAUUUGUGCCAUGGGGGAAAGCUUCAAAAGUUCACAAUAAAUGCUAAUCAUCUCACUGGGCCUAUUUCAAGAGGCUUACGGAAUUGUUCCAGCUUAAUUAGGGCUCGUUUUGAUCAAAAUCAAUUCAUUGGAGAUAUAUCCAAUAGCCUUGGCAUCUAUCCCCGCUUAAAAUAUCUAGAUAUCAGUCACAAUAAUUUUCAUGGGCAGCUUUCUCAAAACUGGAGUGAAUGCAAGAAUUUGGCAACCUUAGUGAUGGCCAAUAACAAUAUCUGUGGUAGCAUACCACCAGAGUUUGCACAUUCAACUCAAUUCCAAAGGCUUGAUCUUUCAUCCAACCAGUUGGUGGGAGAAAUCCCAAAGGAGUUUGGGAAGAUGAAAAGUAUGCUGAAUUUAUCCUUGGCGAAUGACCAACUUUCAGAAGUUGAUUUAUCUCAGAAUUGGCUCACAGAAGUGAUACCAUCUGAAGUUCAAAGUUUGAAAAAUCUAAAAAAGUUGAAUCUUUCUCACAAUAGACUAUUUGGUUCUAUUCCUAAUGCUUUUACAAGUUUGCCCAGUGGGAUUGACAUCGACCUGUCCAAAAAUGAGCUCACAGGUCCAGUUCCCCUUUGCUCCAACUUUGUGAACGCGUCCUUACAAGGCAAUCCAGGUUUGUGUGCAAAUUUUACAGGACUAAAAUUGUGUGCAAGUCAAAUCCUGAAGAAGAAAAAUGAUCCCUUUCAUCAUCGGCUCAUCCUGAGACAUUCUCCACAGAAACCAUUGGACAAAGAAGGUGGUGAUUAUUUCUCCAUAACAAGUUUUGAUGGAGGAGUAGUGUAUGAUGACAUCUUGAAAGCAACGGACAAUAUUCAUGAAGCAUAUGCUAUUGGGACCGGAGGAUAUGGUACUCUGUACAAAGCCGAGCUACAACCUAAAAAUAUGGUAGCAGUCAAGAAACUUCACUCAUCAUCUGAGAAUGUUGAUCAUAAUGGAUUCCUUAAUAAGGGAAGCCUUGGAUCAAUCUUCAGAAGUGAUGUCUUAGCAAAAGAAUUGGAUUGGUCGAAAAGGGUCAAUAUUGUAAAGGCUAUAGCUAAUGGUUUGGCUUAUAUGCAUCACGACUGCUCGCCUCCUAUAAUUCAUAGAGACAUUUCCACUGCCAACAUCCUUCUUGAUUCUGAUUAUGAGGCACAUAUUUCUGAUUUUGGCACAUCCAAGCUUUUAAAGCUAGACUCAUCCAAUUGGACCGCAAUUGCUGGGACCUAUGGUUAUAUCGCACCAGAGCUUGCUUAUACGAUGGUGGCAACCGAGAAAUGUGAUGUGUAUAGCUUUGGGAUUGUUUCACUAGAAGUGAUCAUGGGAAAGCAUCCCGGUGAACUACCAACGUGGUAUGUGUUGUGUUCCAGCCUCCAAAGCCUCCAAAGCUACAGUAGCCAUCAUUGUUGA
Lactuca virosa is the source of this 3036-nucleotide messenger RNA. The record is from the annotation of a GenBank genome assembly. NCBI's taxonomy places the organism in Eukaryota, Viridiplantae, Streptophyta, Magnoliopsida, Asterales, Asteraceae.